AUCUUGCAGGGCUCCUCGUGUGUUUCCCUUCAGCUGUGCGUGUGUGCGGAGCCUUUCACGCUUGGUACCGCCGCGGCCCCGGGAGUUCGACACCACCCAAGACUUGCCAGUCGUGGAACCUUCACUGCACUCCCUUUUUACCAGAUGAAAGAAAUAAUAAUGAAUCAAGAAAAACUAGCCAAGCUGCAAGCCCAAGUACGCAUUGGUGGAAAGGGUACUGCCCGCAGGAAGAAGAAGGUGGUACACAGGACUGCAACAGCAGAUGACAAAAAACUUCAGUUCUCUUUAAAGAAGCUUGGUGUGAAUAAUAUUUCUGGUAUUGAAGAGGUGAAUAUGUUCACAAACCAGGGAACAGUCAUCCAUUUUAAUAAUCCUAAAGUUCAGGCUUCACUUGCUGCAAACACAUUUACGAUCACAGGACAUGCAGAGACUAAGCAGCUGACUGAGAUGCUGCCCAGUAUCUUGAACCAACUUGGAGCUGAUAGUCUGACUAGCUUGAGGAGGCUGGCAGAGUCUCUGCCUAAACAACCUGUGGACAGCAAAGCACCGCUUGCUUCUGGUGAGGAUGACGAUGAUGAAGUUCCAGAUCUUGUUGAGAACUUUGACGAGGCUUCAAAGGAUGAAGCAAACUGAAGUUGACACCUGAGGAUGAUGUGAAGUUUAAAUGACUUUAGAGGGCUGCUAUUUGUAUUAGUUUAAUAUUUUGCUUUUGUAAUAUUACAUUUUUGUACUGUUACACAUAAGUUUGCAGUCACGUGGUGAUUUGGUUAUCCUGUUAAUUUUUGUUAUUUGUAGCAGCUCUUCUAAUGCUAAAUCAUGCAAAUAGAAUGUUUACCAAUUUUGCAGCCUGGUUUAAAGUAGAAAUUCUGCUGGAUUGGAGUGGAAAUAAAGGAGAAAAGUGUCUAUUUUGGUCUAUUGUGGAUUAUAAAAACAAGCAGCUGGCAAAAAUAGCAUAAAGUUAACAAUUUUUACGUGGAAAACAUUUUGGAGAGUGGGGAUUAAAAACCUUGAGUGCUUCUGAUUUAUGAUUAAUUAUCUUUGUAAAAUAUCUUGUGCCAUUUCUUCUGGUUUAGGAUUGUUGUUGAUUUCCUACUAGCAUUCCUGUUCACAAAUUCCUCCAUGCACCCAAAUGGCUGAAUUCUGGAAAAAAAAAAGUAACUGGUGUGUGUGCUUUUGAGGAUCAAGCUGUGAAUUAUGCUGAAGUCAUCGCAUUAAAUCACCAGGAUUUAACAUAAAGCUUCUGGAAAAAUUACUUUAUUGCUCUUUUUGAACAAAUGUUAAUACAUAAACAUUAAAAACAAGCAAUUUUCAUAUGUUAAA
Messenger RNA from Mobula hypostoma (lesser devil ray), 1320 nucleotides. RefSeq names its product basic transcription factor 3 (gene btf3). Gene Ontology annotation, cellular component: nascent polypeptide-associated complex; cytosol. Bases 145 to 633 code for a protein of 162 amino acids. The transcript has 7 exons. NCBI's taxonomy places the organism in Eukaryota, Metazoa, Chordata, Chondrichthyes, Myliobatiformes, Myliobatidae. The record is from RefSeq and is a predicted model, not a curated record.